This is a messenger RNA of Fundulus heteroclitus (mummichog), 2735 nucleotides long. RefSeq lists its product as uncharacterized. The record is from RefSeq and is a predicted model, not a curated record. The coding region runs from base 957 to 2735 and encodes 592 amino acids. The transcript is spliced from 2 exons. NCBI's taxonomy places the organism in Eukaryota, Metazoa, Chordata, Actinopteri, Cyprinodontiformes, Fundulidae. Gene Ontology annotation, molecular function: zinc ion binding; nucleic acid binding; aspartic-type endopeptidase activity. Gene Ontology annotation, biological process: proteolysis.
GUUAUUACUUUAAAUAUUCCUUCAUUAUAUCUCUUAGUUUAUUCCUUUAUUUACCUUACAAUGUUUAUAUGGAGUGCACACAUAUUAACACUGCAAGGUCAAUUCAGUUUAUGUUGUACUAAUACUCUUUUCUUUGUUUGAGUUACUUUGGUGUUUGGCUUCCCCUUCCUGGUGGGAGAAGGCGUGUCUAAGGCGUGGCUGAUCACUGAAGUGCAGCUGAUGGCCUCAUUGGACUGAACCAAGUGCCUCUUGCCAAGUGGGGUAGUCUUUGGGGGGUGUUUAGGAUUAUUUCAUUGUUUGAGUUAGUAGUUAUGUGGCAGCCAUUUUGUUUUCCCCUAUAGUAUGUCUAUGGUUUAGCUAAACUAUUAUUUAAGGGCCCUUGUUUGUCAUUUCAUUAGGUCAGUUUUGUUUGUGUCUGUCUGUGUUCAGUAUUUUCAGUUGACCUCUUUUAAUGGCAUGCCAGUUUAAUUCCUGACUUUGUUAAAUAUUUUUUGUGCUUUGGGUAAAUAAAACCCACUUUUUGAAUCCAACACCUGUGUCCUCCACUAUGUACUGCUUGGUCCCGCGACAACUGGUGUCAGGAGUGGGAUCCAACUCAGUACUAUACACAGGUGUUGUGGGUUUUUCCACCAUUUUUUUCCUUUUUUUUUUUUCUUCUACCCCUCUUCUCUCUAACAAAGGAGGAUGCAUCGUGGUGGCAAGACUGACAAGAAAAAGGGAUCUGUUCAGCAGCUUGGUGCAGAAGAAGAGAAUGGAGCUUCUGUGGUCACUGAAAACAUGGAGCAAGAGGAGAAGGAACCUACUCUGUCUGAUCUGGUGGCUAUGCUACAUGCUCAUAUGGGGCAACAGGAUGCCCGAGAUGCAAAACAGAGUGAGAUUCUCCUGCAACUGUUUCUGACCCACUGGACUCUGACAAUCAGCCUUCUACCUCUCUUCAGCAGCCCCAGCCUGAGGUAAUGUCAGCUGCUUCUAAUCCAACCAGUUCAUCUACUAGUCAGUUUCCACAAAUGGAUUGUAGAUUGGAAAAGUUGACUGAGGACGAUGACAUUGAACAUUUUUUGGUCACAUUUGAACGUAUGGCUAAAGCUUAUCGGUGGCAAAAAUCGGAUUGGGUUUUUCGUCUGAUACCAUUACUUACUGGUAGAGCCAGAGGUGCCUACGUACAUAUGGACAUUGAUGAUGCACUGGAUUAUGAUAAAGUCAAAUCUGCCAUCCUUUUGAAGUAUGACGUUAACCCUGAAUCAUAUAGACAAAAAUUCAGGUCCCUGGAAGUCAGACCAGAUGAAAGCCCUCGUGAGUUAUAUGCAAGACUGAAAGAACUUUAUGGCAAAUGGAUGCAACCAAGGGGUAAAAGUGUUCACGAAAUUGGUGAAACUAUAAUCUUGGAACAGUUUUUAAGAAUGUUGUCCCCUGAGCUGCAGGUUUGGAUCCGGGAGCACGAUCCUGGUUCAGCAAUGAAAGCGGCUGAGCUUGCAGAUGUCUUUGUUGCGGCCAGAAAGAAAGGACAAGCAUGGAGUCAUAAUGCAUGGAGGACAUCACGGGACAUCCGGAGGAUUCCUCAGCAGCACCAUCUGGAGUCAGCAAAUACAAAUGCCAGUAAGACUCCGCAGCUGCAAGGUCAGUCUACAACAAGACCUACAAGGGUGACCAGUAAAAGGAUUGUCUGCUAUCUUUGUGGAUUAGAAGGCCAUACAAAACCUAUGUGCCCUAGAAAUUCAGCUAAAUUGGUGCAGAUGUGCUUUGCCCCUCGUUCUAAGAUUGACCCAGAGUUGCAGGAAGAUAAGACUAUCAAGAUGAGUCAAAUUGAAGUGAAUGGGGUUUUACUUAACGCUCUUCUUGAUUCUGGGAGUUCUCGAUCUCUUAUUCAUACAGAUUUUGCCCCACCUAGUAGUAUUUGCAAAAAUGACACAAUGUCAAUCUGCUGUGUCCACGGAGACGAGAAAAGAUAUCCAACUGCUGAUAUUUACAUUAAAGUUGGGGACCAGAUAUAUCUCCUACAAAUGGGUGUUGUCAGCAGUUUGCCCUAUGCUGCUGUGCUCGGGCGCGACCUUCCUGUGCUUUUUGAUUUGUUGAAAUCUGAUCAUGUUCAGGAGAGUCAUGUGGCUGUUACCCGGGCCCAGGCCAAGCGAACUGACCCCCGCUCCGAGAUUCUGAGUGCUCUGCCCUUUUUCAACGAGGAGCUGGAAACAACUGAAGGGAAACCCCGAAAGACCCGCAGGCAAAAGCGGCGGGAGAAGUUCCAGUUUGCACCGGUGGAUACUGAGUUAGCAACGCCACCAUGUGGGUUUGAACUCCCAAAUGACAUUGCUGAACUCCAACAAUCUGAUCAGUCUUUGGCGCCGUUUUUAAAGAAGGCAAGAUUGAAGGAGCCCGGUGUCGAGCCAGCUCUGGAUGGUGAGGAGUACAUUUUGCAAAAUAACAUUCUUUAUCGUCAGCAGGGAUCUGAGUUGCAGCUAGUGGUUCCCCUACCAGUGAGAAAUGCCAUUCUCACCUUGGGGCAUUCAAUCCCCUGGGCUGGCCACCUAGGUAAGCACAAAACCCUAGCUCGCAUUCAGUGCCAAUUUUACUGGCCAGGUCUGAGCAAAGAUGUGGCUCAGUUUUGCAAAAGUUGCCCAGAGUGUCAGAUAACCUCUGCUAACAAGCCCUCCAGAGCUCCACUCCAACCUCUCCCUGUCAUCGGUAUCCCUUUUGAGCGUCUUGGGAUGGACAUUGUGGGACCCUGUGGAGAGGAGUAA